Seminavis robusta is the source of this 1377-nucleotide messenger RNA. The record is from the annotation of a GenBank genome assembly. Lineage: Eukaryota; Bacillariophyta; Bacillariophyceae; Naviculales; Naviculaceae.
AUCGUCUUCAAAAACGAUCAAUCAAUUGCUUCGUUAGACUACGUACAUACAUAGUCUACCAUGGCUCUCCGGCGAGGCUUUGUGAGGUAUGCCUUUUCGAUUCAGUAUCAUGGAUCCUCCUUUUUAGGAUUCGCCCAUCUAAAGGAUCAAGAAGAUGCCGUACUCCCGGAUGGAACGGAUCUCAGAGGGUAUCGCUCGAUGGAAGGUCGAUUGAGGGAUGCGUUCACGCAAAUGGUCGGCAAGGAACGCUUUCAAAACAUCAAGGUCAGUUCCAGGACAGAUCGAGGCGUGCAUGCACUCAAGAAUACAUGUCAUGUCGAUAUCAGGAAUAGAGAUAAUACUACAAAUGAUGAUGAGGAUGAUGAUGAUGAGAUGUUGCAAGCCACAGAAGAAAAGGAUACCCCAUCUACAAAAAUAUGUUCUUCUUCUAGUAGCACUUGGGACCCCGACGUUCUUCGACGAGGAUUAAACUACCAUCUCUCCCAACAAGGAUCCGAACUUAUGCCAACCAACAACACACAGGACACAAUGACCAAACGAGAGCAGCGAAAACUGGCACGUCGAGCUAAACGAAAAGCCGACAGUUGGUCCUUUCACUACCCCAUGAACGAAUUGAGAAUUCUCAACAUGAUUCGGGCGCCUCUCCAAAUGAAAAACAAAUUUCACUACUUUGCAAUGGACAAGACUGGCAAUCCCACCAUUCCGGAAUAUGUGGAUUGGAAUGUCCGAUUCAGUGCCAACCAACGAACCUACAUCUAUCGAAUAUUGGCAUUGGCAAAAUCGGAGCAAGCAGACUGGGCACUGCCCUUUGAGUGGGAUCGAUCUUGGAGAAUCGUACGGCCUCCGCCAAAAUCGCAACUCGACAAGAAUAGCACACUCUCAUCAAAGAGAAAAGACAGUAGUAGUGAGCAAUUUGUAUUGGAUAUUGAUGCCAUGCAAGAAGCUGCUCCGCAUUUUAUCGGAACACUCGAUUACUCUUCCUUUCGGUCCGCGGGGUGUCAACGAGCGUCGCCCAUUGUCACCAUCCAAAAUGUCCAAGUGGUCUCACAACCCUAUGGGGAACCUCUCUUUUGGGAAGCUUCGGGUGGAUUGCUGGGAUUCGGAGACACGAACAAUCACAAUACACCACAAGAACCGCAACUAGUCACUGUCAAGGUGGUUGGCAAGAGCUUUGUCUACCGCCAGGUACGAAACAUGGUGGGCGCAUUGGUGGCUGUAGGGAGAGGGUCAAUUCCACCAGAUGCGAUUCCAGAGCUAUUAGAGGCCAAAGAUCGAACGUUGGCACCGCCCAUGGCGCCCGCCCAUGGUCUAUUUCUUGUGAAUGUCCAACAUGAUGACAUUCAGCUGUGAGACUAAACUUAAGAAUCAGAUCACACG